Molecule: messenger RNA, 779 nt
Organism: Mangifera indica (mango)
Lineage: Eukaryota; Viridiplantae; Streptophyta; Magnoliopsida; Sapindales; Anacardiaceae
Product: peroxisome biogenesis protein 19-2-like
Exons: 2
Coding region: 54-593 (179 amino acids)
Biological process (GO): protein import into peroxisome membrane
Cellular component (GO): peroxisome; peroxisomal membrane
Source: RefSeq, a predicted model, not a curated record
GAGAGAAGAGGCAAGAAUAUGGUACUUUGCCAUCUGGGGUACAAGGGUUGGGAAUGGGAUUACCUGACUUGAAAACCAAGAAAAAGGGAAAGCAAAAGGUUUCAAAAGAUUCCCAUGUCAAUGAGACUCUUGAUAAGCUCAGAGAACAGACGAGAGAGGCUGUGAAAGGAUUUGAAUCAAUGGCACAACCAGGUGGAUUUGAUCUCGGUAAAGAUGAUGCGGUUGACAAUUGGGUUAAGCGAUUUGAGGAGCUUGCUGGCUCUCAGGAUAUGAAUAUGGAAUCCAUUGUGGAGACCAUGAUGCAACAACUUCUGUCUAAGGAGAUUCUUCACGAACCCAUGAAGGAAAUUGGAGAAAGAUAUCCUAAGUGGUUGGAAGACCAUAAAGCCCGUUUGAGCAAAGAAGACUAUGAACGUUACUCCCAUCAACAUGAACUUAUAAACCAGCUUAAUGAAGUUUAUGAUAACGAUUCUAGUAACUUCACCAAGAUUGUUGAUCUCCUGCAGAAAAUGCAAGAAUGUGGCCAACCACCAAACGAUAUUGUUCAAGAGCUUGCCCCUGAUUUCGAUUUAACUAGUCUUGGCCAACUGUAAGGGCUCUUCAUUUAUCGUCAACAGUGAUCAAAAUCAUUAUUCAAAUGUUGUUUUUCAUUGCACGUGUAACCUUGUUGGAAUCUAAUUGUUAUUAUUUUCUUUCUUAAAUACAAGCUAAGUGUGCCUGAACAAUAUUUCUUACUGAAGGAAUAAGAAGACUGUGACAGAAGCAAAACAAUUUUCGUA